CUCCUCUCUUUCAUCUCUCUCUUUUCUUGCUCUUUUGUCCUUUUUAUCUGACCCAUUUGACUGGCUUUCCUAUACACUUUCAGUCUUAUUGCUCCUUUCUUCUGCUUUCUUAUUCGGCAAAAACUUUCUCCACACAUAAACUCAUUAACUCAUUUGCUCAAUCAUUUAUUCAUUUAUUCAUUCAUUCAUUCACUUAUUCUCAUUCUCAUUCUUACAUUCUUGCUAUACUUAAUAUUAUUGUACUUUAAAUACUUGUACUGCCCCUAUCCUUCUACCAAAUACUUGAUACAAAAAAAAAAAAAGUGGUAACGACAGCUACAACAGUUACAGGAAAUUAGCAGGCGAUAAAGCAUAAAAGUAUAUCGUUCAAACAACAGCGAAGCCAAACAAAAAAACAAAAAAAUCCCACUACAAGUGUAAAUUGCAUUUAUUUUUGUUCAACAGCCCUGGGCGAAAAACCAAUCAUUAGUCUCCGAAACGACGUCAUGGAAAACAGGUAUAAUAGCUACGAUCGAGGUCAACAAAGCUAUGCAAUGCGCGACAUGACGCAACAGCAAGGUAGCUACAGCUUACCUUAUCAACAUGUCUACAACAACAAUAAUAAUAACACCAGUAACAAAGACUACUACAACAACGAUUAUUACAAUCAAAACUAUGAUGAAACUGCUGCUGCUCCCGCUGCUGCUCCUGCUGCUGAGCCCAACAACCAACCACGCUACUAUAAUGGAUUCGAGGAUCAAGACGUCAAACUCAUUAAACCUUCCAAGAAGCGAUCUAAAUAUUUGCCGUGUUUUCCUUGUAUCCGGACAACGUGUGGGCGGGUGACAUGCUGUCUGUGCAUUCUGUUGCUGCUUGUCAUUAUCGUAAUUGUGAUCUUGGUCUUUGCAGUGUUCAAGAUGCCGACCGUUGAUUAUUUAGGACCUGAGGGAGACCCGAUAUUCACGUUCAAUCAAGGAAAUACCACCCUUGGCUUAGAUAUGGUGGCGAACAUUCAGGUCAAGAAUCCCAAUCCUAUUAGCUUCAACUUUGAGUCGAUUGUUGUAACAGCUUAUUAUCCUGGAUACGAACCAUCGAUUGGAGGUGGUAACAUUACUCAUGUCGAGUUUCCUAGUAAAUCAACUAAGACGAUCCAGUUCCCUGUUUCUGCCAGAUAUAAUCGUCGCCAGGACCCCGGAUUCACAGUUGUACAGAAUAUUCUUUCGAGAUGUGGGCUUUUAGGAUCAACCAAUGGGCAGAUCACCAUCAACUAUGACGUUAAAGCUAAACUAAAGAUCAUUGGAAUCACAAUAUCACCAUCGCUCAAGAAUCAAUCGACUAGUUUUGCCUGUCCAACUGAUAUUGGGCAAAUUGCCAGCGGUAUUGAGGGGAUCAUCCGAAAGAUUGGCAGUUUCAUUGAUUUAAACUAAAGAUUUAAGCAAAAGAGAUUUCUAAAUUAUUUAUUUUGCUUACCAUAUGCAAGGGUUUUUUAUGUACCACAUUCACCGGAAAUUUAUUCAUCAUAAAGAAUUUUAAAACUCCUUUCGAUCUUGCAUUGUAUAGUAUACAGUCAACGAUUUUUUUGGUCCCGAGGCUGGGACUUAUUGCGAAGUGCAAAAUCUGUCUAAGUGC
This is a messenger RNA of Lobosporangium transversale, 1608 nucleotides long. RefSeq lists its product as hypothetical. The transcript has 3 exons. The record is from RefSeq and is a predicted model, not a curated record. Bases 486 to 1406 code for a protein of 306 amino acids. Lineage: Eukaryota; Fungi; Mortierellomycota; Mortierellomycetes; Mortierellales; Mortierellaceae.